GGUGAAGUAGGUGGGAGACGGAUUCUGACUGAACAUAACAAGGCACGAUGAAUGCAGACGAAGCAGCACAGUCAGUAGGAAGGGCUGCCUGUGUGUGCGUGGAUUGUGAACAAACACAUUAAAUCUGACAUUCAAUUGGCGGGGUUCCUGAAGUAUUCUGUAUGAGUAGAGCUCAAUAAAACCAUUCAACAUAAAGGUACAGAAGCCUGAAACAGUCUCCAGGUACAACUUACUAAACCACUUUCCCUGUGCCAAGAAGAUGAGAUCAAGCUUCUGGAUUAUUUCAAAAACUUGUCAUUUUUGCACCUCAAGUGUUACAAACAAGGUUAUUCCAAAAAAAUUAAAAGCAAGAAGCAGAAGCUCACAAGAUUGGUUAACAAGGCAGCUGAAUGAUCCAUAUGUAAAACUUGCAAAAUAUGAACAGUUCAGAGCUCGCAGUGCAUUUAAGUUGCAGGAAAUUGACGAAAGACACAAGAUUUUAAAACCAGGACAAGUAGUUGUGGAGUGUGGAGCAGCCCCAGGUGCUUGGACUCAGGUAGCUGUCUCUGGAGUGAACAGUCUUCCCAAGGAUACAAACAGAUCUCAAGGAGUGGUGAUUGCUGUUGAUAUUUUGUCCAUUCAUCCACUACCAGGGGCAGUAACACUAGGUGGGAAGGACUUCACUUUGUCAGAAACUCAACAGGAAAUCCUAAAUGUACUUAAGGGUAGAAAGGUCAAUUUAGUUCUCUCAGACAUGGCCCCUAAUGCUACUGGCACAAAAGAACUGGAUCAUGAGAACAUCAUUGCCCUUGCAUAUUCUGCAUUAAGAUUUGCCAUUCAGCAUUCAGAUUUACAGUCCACCUUUCUCUGUAAGAUAUGGAGUGGCUUCAGAGACAGGCAACUCAUCACUGACAUGGAAAAAUUCUACAGAUCUGUUAAGGUUGUCAAGCCACCAUCCAGCAGAUGUGACUCCUCAGAAAUAUUCUUACUGGGUAAAAAGUUUUGUGGUUUGGGAACGAAGUGAGUGCUACUUAUUUAUUUUUUUAUUUAUGAAAUAAAAUAACUAAUUUUG
Homarus americanus (American lobster) is the source of this 1051-nucleotide messenger RNA. RefSeq names its product rRNA methyltransferase 2, mitochondrial-like (gene Mrm2). Gene Ontology annotation, cellular component: mitochondrion. The transcript is spliced from 6 exons. Gene Ontology annotation, molecular function: rRNA (uridine-2'-O-ribose)-methyltransferase activity. The coding region runs from base 260 to 1003 and encodes 247 amino acids. The record is from RefSeq and is a predicted model, not a curated record. Gene Ontology annotation, biological process: RNA methylation. NCBI's taxonomy places the organism in Eukaryota, Metazoa, Arthropoda, Malacostraca, Decapoda, Nephropidae.